AUGCAUGCUAAACACAAGCAGACUGGAAAUGAUCAUUAUAAUAACAUUUGUUUGCAAAAAAUCAACAGUAACCAAAGCGAUGUCGGCAAAAGCCUGCUUGAGUUUUUGACUGUUGCCUUCAAUGAAGACAGCAGCCGAUGGGCAUCUGUGAAGUUUGUGGAACGUUGGCUGUUGGAGGAACUUGAGAAGCUUAGCUGA
Molecule: messenger RNA, 198 nt
Organism: Opisthorchis viverrini
Lineage: Eukaryota; Metazoa; Platyhelminthes; Trematoda; Opisthorchiida; Opisthorchiidae
Exons: 2
Coding region: 1-198 (65 amino acids)
Source: RefSeq, a predicted model, not a curated record